GGCAUGCUGUGUGCUGCUGACGGUCUGCAUUAGAUUACAGCGCCGCUGGUUCAGAGUCGGACCUGCGUCUUUAAUAAUCCGGCGACAUUAGUGCUGGAAGUACGCGUGUGUAGUGUGCAGUAUGCAGUGCGGUAGAGAGCACUGACAGCGCUGCAGUAAUUGGUGGCAGUGUCCUGGUCAUUACGUGCUACGGGCCGCGAUAAAAUGGGUCCAAAUCGCUGUGAAAAGUUAUAAAGAGAGAAAAAUGGACUAUAGACGCAAAAGGAGACUGACGUUCUUCACUAUAGGACUGAUCUUCUUACUGAGCGGCAUUGAGUACGCUGUGAUUUUGCCCACAAUAUGGAGGUAUCUGCAGACGUUAAAUGCAGCACCGUACUUUCUUGGUCUCAGCCUAUCAGCGUUCAGCUUCAGCGGGCUUCUCGCUGGUCCUUUGUUUGGCCUCUGGUCAGAUCGCACACUCUCCACCAAGAAAGUCAUCCUGUUCGCCAAUGUCUUUGAGAUUGUUGGUAAUUUCAUGUAUUUUAUGGGAUACUCCAAAUGGUUAUUGCUCAGCAGUCGUCUAGUUGCAGGUAUUGGCACUGGUGCUGGAUCAUCUAUCUUCAGCUUCUUGACUAGAAAUACAGCCUCUGAGGACCGUUCGACUGUUUUCGCUGCGGUUAUGGCCUGCCGUCAAGCUGGGCUUCUGAUUG
Molecule: messenger RNA, 689 nt
Organism: Sinocyclocheilus grahami
Lineage: Eukaryota; Metazoa; Chordata; Actinopteri; Cypriniformes; Cyprinidae
Product: major facilitator superfamily domain-containing protein 8-like
Exons: 4
Biological process (GO): transmembrane transport
Molecular function (GO): transmembrane transporter activity
Source: RefSeq, a predicted model, not a curated record